AUGACUGUGGUGUCCCAGGACAACCUUGAAGAGACUGUGGUCGUUGCUCCGUUGUUGCAAGAUGCCGCUGACCUGGAACCGGCGGACCAGGAGUGCAGCGAGAGGGUUAUCAUCAACAUCUCAGGUCUUCGCUUUGAGACCCAGUUAAAGACCCUCUCCCGUUUCCCGUCCACGCUUUUAGGAGAUCCGCGUAAAAGGAUGCGCUUCUUUGACCCUUUGAGGAACGAGUACUUCUUUGACAGGAACAGGCCGAGCUUUGACGCCAUCCUCUAUUAUUACCAGUCAGGCGGGAGGCUGCGCAGGCCCGUCAGUGUGCCCGUGGACAUUUUCCUGGAAGAAAUAAAGUUUUACGAACUUGACGAAGAGGUUAUAGAGUUCUUCCGAGAAGACGAGGGUUUGGUGAAAGAAGAGGAUCGCCCCCUGCCGAAAUAUGAAUUCCAGCGUCAGCUGUGGCUGCUGUUUGAGUAUCCGGAGAGUUCAGGACCUGCGCGGAUAAUCGCCAUCGUGUCCGUGAUGGUGAUUUUGAUAUCCAUUAUAAUAUUCUGCUUGGAAACAUUACCCGAGUUUAGAGAUGUCGCCACGGUGCACAACACUAACAGUAACGUCAAUGGAAGUGCGCACGGGAAAACGGUCAGUCCGUUUACAGAUCCGUUCUUCAUGGUGGAGACACUUUGCAUCAUCUGGUUCUCCUUCGAAUUCACCAUGAGGUUUCUGUCGUGCCCCAGCAAAGCCGCUUUCUUUAAGAACAUCAUGAACUUGAUAGACGUGGUGGCAAUCGCGCCUUAUUUUAUCACCCUGGGUCUGGACCUGGCAGAACACCAGGGGAGCAGCCAGCAAGCUGCGUCACUGGCCAUACUGAGGGUAAUCCGUCUGGUCCGAGUUUUCAGAAUUUUUAAACUUUCCAGACACUCCAAAGGCCUGCAGAUUCUCGGCCAAACACUUCAUGCAAGCCUGAGGGAGCUGGGACUGCUGAUAUUCUUCCUGCUCAUAGGAGUGGUUUUAUUCUCAAGUUCCGUCUAUUUUGCAGAGGCGGAGGACCCAGAGUCUGGAUUCUCGAGUAUACCAGAUGCGUUUUGGUGGGCUGUGGUAACAAUGACCACAGUUGGAUACGGAGACAUGUGCCCCUCCACCAUCGGAGGUAAAUUUGUCGGAUCUUUGUGCGCCAUCGCCGGAGUUCUGACCAUAGCUCUACCCGUGCCUGUCAUAGUGUCCAAUUUUAAUUAUUUCUACCACAGAGAGAACGACGAGGAGGACAACGUUCAAUACGUACACGUGACUUGCGGCCAGCAGCCGCAGCAUCACUCUUUUAGUGAUUGUGAUUCCACUAAAAGUAAUCAGUCUCUCUCUAAACCGGAGUCCAACCGAGACCUAAGCGAGCUGGAAGCACUGACAUAUCCGAACAUGAAUCCAAUGGAGACGUACACUGUGAGGCUGUCUGACGUAUAAGUGCAUCGCUGGAACGCAUUUUA
Thalassophryne amazonica is the source of this 1469-nucleotide messenger RNA. RefSeq names its product shaker-related potassium channel tsha2-like. Bases 1 to 1446 code for a protein of 481 amino acids. Gene Ontology annotation, cellular component: voltage-gated potassium channel complex; membrane. Gene Ontology annotation, biological process: potassium ion transmembrane transport; protein homooligomerization. The record is from RefSeq and is a predicted model, not a curated record. The transcript has a single exon. NCBI's taxonomy places the organism in Eukaryota, Metazoa, Chordata, Actinopteri, Batrachoidiformes, Batrachoididae. Gene Ontology annotation, molecular function: delayed rectifier potassium channel activity; protein binding.